Messenger RNA from Chilo suppressalis (striped riceborer), 5148 nucleotides. The record is from the annotation of a GenBank genome assembly. NCBI's taxonomy places the organism in Eukaryota, Metazoa, Arthropoda, Insecta, Lepidoptera, Crambidae.
CAACUGACUCGGAGUUUUUGGAACAGUUAAUUUGCCUGAUGACUUUUAAGAUACUUAGAACCCAGCUAAACAUUUUUUGUAUUUAAGAUACGAUGAAUCACACACCUUUAUCUCUUGCAUAAUAUUUUAAUUUAAUCCUAUUGUAUUCUAUUUCGCAAGGUUAAUUCGAAUAGAUUAUUAAAGGAUACCUUCCUGUUCGCAUAUUGCGUCGUUAUUACAAAGACCCUUGAGGAUAUUCCGUGUUAUUUGCGUGUUAUUAAUAUAUCGAUGUCGUGUCAUCGUUAACCACAAUUGUAGCCGCAAAAGGUGCUGUGUCGUUGUUAUAUGACACUAGUCACUACCAACAACGCUCAAUCUGCCCUUGGCUCCGGAAGAAAACGGUCAAUUAUCAUAUUGGUCCCAUUUUAAACUCGUUAACUAUAACAUCCGUUUUAAAUAGUAAGUAGAAUUCUCUCUUUAGAAUCACAGUGUAGCAAGCGGAAUAUGUUAAUUUAUAGUACCUACUGAAAGUAAAUAAUAAUAACAUUAUUGUCUUUCCUAGUAGAUGUAGACAUUGAAAGUGGUAUCAUAAAUUUUGAUGCUAAUCAAAUAAAGUUGUGACUUUAAUGGUGUUUGUGAAAAAUUGUAAACAGUGUUGAGUUGUGAUGUGAUGGUGAAAAUGUCUUCUGGUGUGUGGGGUUUUAUGCCCAGUCGGUGCCGGUGGAUAGAGACUCUGCGCCAUUGCGGCAAGACGCUGCUGCGGCGUCAACGGAGGUUGCUAAGGAGAAUCAAGAAGGUGUACCUACACAGUUGGCGCUCCGCAGACGAGCUAAACAUGUUGGUGGGUGCCAAGGUCGGCGGCGCGACUCCCCUCGUGAUAGCGUGCAGGAACGGACACUAUGACGUCGCCGAGUAUCUCAUAGACAGGUGCAAGGCUGACAUCGAACAGCCGGGUUCAGUGACAUUUGACGGCGAGACGAUAGAGGGCGCCCCGCCGCUAUGGUGCGCCGCGGCCGCCGGCCACUUGCCCCUGGUGCGGUUGCUGGUUCGCGCUGGCGCGAACGUCAACUCGACAACUCGUACGCACAGCACGCCACUGAGGGCCGCGUGCUUCGACGGCCACUACGAUAUCGUCAAGUUCCUAGUCGAAAAUGGUGCCGACAUAGAGAUAGCCAAUCGCCACGGUCACACGUGCCUAAUGAUCGCGUGUUACAAGGGCCACAUCAGGAUCGCCAAGUACCUCCUCUCGUUGAACGCUGACGUGAACAGGAAGAGUGUUAAAGGCAACACGGCGUUACACGAUUGUGCCGAGAGCGGUUCUUUGCACAUCCUGAAAAUGCUCCUGGGACAUGGCGCCACAAUGGACGUGGACUCGUAUGGUAUGACUCCCCUCCUGGCCGCUUCCGUGACGGGGCACACGCACAUAGUGGAGCAUUUAAUAAGCGCGGAACAUGGUCUUGUGACGCGGCAACAGCGGAUUGACGCGCUCGAGUUGCUAGGCGCCACUUACGUUGACAAACGACGGGACAUGGUCGGAGCCCUGGCGUUGUGGAAGCGAGCUAUGGACGACAGAUUUCCAGCUGAUGGCAGCGAACCAAUUCCCAAACCCAAAGACGUGCCCCGCAUAGAAGCCUACGAUUACGCGGUGGAACCGAGCAACUCGCAACAACUUGAGGAAAUACUCGCGGACCCGGAUGCCAUGAGGAUGCAGGCGUUAGUCAUCAGGGAGAGGAUACUCGGUCCAGCGCACCCCGACACCUCGUACUACGUCCGGUACCGAGGGGCCGUGUACGCUGACGCGGGUCGAUUCUCCCGCUGCCGACAGCUGUGGCAUCACGCGCUGGACAUGCAGCGCGCCGUGUUACCGCCUCUGUCACCGCUCACUCAGUCCAGCCUGUUUAGCUUCGCGGAGCUGUUCUCCUAUAUGCUCUGCGAACGCGCGCGGCCGCCGCUGCGAGGUCGGAUCGUUCCACCGGUGACGUUCGACGACGUGGACCCAGUGUUCAGGAAAGCUAUUUCUGAAAUCCACCGCGGCAUGGAGUUGCUGGAUUCUAAGCUCAGCAUCGAUAGAGAACAAACGUUGACCACUCUGCAGCGGGUGCUGGUUAUAUCCUUACAUUUGGCGACGCUUAUGGCGAGGUUAUUGGAUGAGCCGGAGUGCACGGAAGAAGUCUCUAGGAAUAUACAUAAAGCGGUCUACUCGCUCGUCAAGUUAGAUAUUAAGGUCCGCCAGGGUCGCUCGGCGCUGCACGUCGCUUGCUCGGCUGAAAGCAGCCGCGCCCGAGGCGGGGCGUGGCUGCCCGCACCCGGCGACGCACAGCCAUGCUGCGCCGCGCUCGUGGCGCUCAUGCUGCGCCUGGGGGCCGCACCCGACGCGCGCGACGCUGCUGGCAACACGCCGCUCCACCUCGCGUGCCAGCUAAACCCCUGUCCCGCGGAAGUGGUGAGAGAGCUGCUAGCGCACGGUGCACAUAUAGACACCGUCAACUACGAGGGGGAGACGCCAGAAGAUAUCCUCAAAUCCACCCAACAGAGCCUCACCGCCAUCGUAAACCCCCUUAAAUACACCACGCUAAAGUGUUUAGCCGCGCGCACAGUCAAAAACUACCGGCUCCCAUUUAGACAUGUGGUUCCACAAUGUCUACAUUCGACCAUAAUCACACAUUGAACUCUGAAACCAGGGCGAGAUUAUAGGUGAGUCGCAGCGCAGUCCUUAGAAUCUACCGAUCAGUCGCACGAACGGUCGCGCGACUGGUAAUAGAAGUCAGUCCAUCAUUCAGCAGAGUGAGUGAAUCGAUUGCAUUUUCAAUGUUCCGACUUUGACAGACGUCAGUUUGACAGCCGUUUUGAGACUUGUAGUUUCGUUUUUUUUAUUUUUUAUUUUGUAGCUAAUGGAGUAUAUAGUUUUAGAACGUUGAUUGUGUUUGAGGCUAGUUUCUUAUUUCGGUUAACGUAUACCAGUUAUGACAGGCGGGUUUUUAAGUAUGUGCAGUUUAUCAACGAAACGAUUAACGAAUUUCAAUAGAACAGCACUCGCUUCUCUGGGUAAUAAAAUUACCAGUUAAAAUGCUUGUGUGUUAAUUAUUAAAUUUUUAUUCAAUAAAAUUACAUAAAUCGUCCGUAGUUUCAUCACAUGAGUAUUAUUUUUGACAACAUUGAUAUAUUUUUAUUAUUAUAUAAUUUGUGAUAUUACAUUGUUUAUUUGGAACGUGUUUUUUUGCUUUUCGAUACAUGUUAUAUACACAUUAAUACUGCCAGGAAUUGAUGAUUGUUGAACCACUUUAUUUAUUUAUCUUUUGUAAUUAUAUUUUUAUGAUUUUUAGAGAUUAGCUUUAAGCACUGUUUUAUUUCUAAUGAAAAUUAUACGUAUAUCCCUUAUUAAAUUUGAUACCUUUGCGCUUUCCACAGUAUUCGAAUAUUUGCCUCUUUCCCUUCGGGAUAAAAAAGCUAUAUAAACAAAAUAAAAUUUCAUAAAAUGAAUUUAUAAUUUUGUAAUCAAUCCUUUUUCCAACUCAUAAAGAUUAAAUGAGAUCUACAUAGUACAGGCCGAGCCAUGACUAAAAUGUACCUUUACUGACUUUGAAUGCACAAAGAGCGCACUUCAGAUCUUUGUUGCGUAUGAUUGAAAUUGGUUGCAUUCACAGAACUAUAGCUUUGUAUUGUUGGACCUCUGUAUGAAAUAUAAUAAUCUCAUUCUAUGGUUACAAACCACAUUAUUUACCGCCAUUUCAUAACAUUUUAUUAAAAAGCUCAUGAACAUUGCCUAGGCCUGUAUUUAAUACAUAAAUAGACGUAGCACUGAUGAAUUGAGUCCAUUUAAAAUAUGACAGUACACAAAGUGAUAUUUGCUAACUUAAAAUAUUUGUACAGAAAUAGUAUGUAAUACAAAUUAUAAACGAAUUAAUAUUUUUAUUGACAGCCAGUAUAUAGUUUAAUGUGAUUAGAUUAUAGAUCACGGCUAAAUUAUUUAUGUGAAUGCUACUCUUGUUAAUCUGAAAUAUACUUUAUUAUCAUUUAUGAAUACUGCUCAAAUUCUUUGAAAUGCCAGGGGAUUGGUAUUUCUUAAUCAUUUUCAUUGUUGAAUACUUAAUUUUUCUGUUUUUUUUGUAAUUGUCUAAGUUACUGCGCUCUAGUAAUUUAACUAAUUGUGCCAUCGCACAAGUAUUAUUUGUUUUGUAAUGAACCUGCUUGUCCUUCAUUGAAAAAAGCACCGAAAAUGUUUAACAGAAAUAAGUACUAAUCUAUAAGACGGCAAGAAUUUAUACUAGGACAGGUUUUUAAAAAAGUUGGAAAUGCUUCAGUGGUUUUUUUGUCGAGUACAAUUUCAUUGUUACAUUUAAUUUAGAACAAAUUGGGACUUUAUGGCAUUGAAAUAUGCAGUAGAUAAUUAGAUUCAGUAGUGAAAUUAUCUACGUAUAGCACAUAAACAACAUAUUUUCUCUUUAAUUAAUCACUGUAUUUAGCUACUGUAAUGUUGUCUCAGUUUAUUGAACGACGUCAAAAAAGUCACGACUUGUCUAUGAUAAGACUAUGUUAAUGUUAAUUUGGAUAGUCACUAACCAAAACUGACUCUGUAAACAAUGAACUAACACAAUAACGUAAUUGCCAGGAAGCUAUGCCAUGUGUUUAAGAUCGGUCCUAAGACCAAGUGAUAUUUGCUUUUAGUUACUGGAGAUCAUAUCAGUCUCUUGUUAGGUUAUUAAACACACGAUGACAACUAAGGGCUAGGAUCACCGUUCUUCUCGUGUGUCCAAACACCUCUAGUCCCCUUGUAUCUUUAUACAUUCUGGGUAAACUUGUUAUAAUUUCAUUAUAGUCUUUUGUGGUUAAACGAAAAUGAACUUUACGUGUGUCACAGUGUGAUCAAAAUACGUUUGAACACAAUUAUAUCGAUGUAAAAACAAAUUAGCAAGUAAGUAGAUUUAUUAGAGGUUAAAAAAAUAUAUGAAUAAAUUGGUAUUGUAUAUUAGCUAGAUGGAUAAUAAUAUGACAAACUAUUAGAACUGAUUUGGAAAUAAAUAUUACAUUUUAUGAUAUGAUUUCGCGAGCGGUACGCUGUUUAUAAUAUUGUGUGUAUUUUGUCAUAGUAUAUUUUCAACUACUUAGUAAUACUGUGUGAUUACAUGAUACUAGUUAUUUUUUUGAAAUUAAAUAAAAGGCUUUAAAAUA